UUCUGGGUUGAUGACAGUAAUGAUGGCACUAGUAUAGUUGACUUGGCUAUGACAUCUGCUAUGUCCUGUGUCUGAGUCCUACCCAAUUUAUAACCCUCCAACAACCCAAUUCACUCUCACAAACUCAACAUCAAAUUGAAGACAACAGAAGAAAACUUUAAACACAACACAACAAUGUCCCAACCCAGAUUCAGUCCCACGAUCUCCCUCUGUGUGGCACUUGUUCUGUUCCAAAUCUGCAAUGGACAAUCAUUUGUGGACCACAAUGAAACCAUUGUGAUGACCAAAAGGGUUUGCACGAAGAGCAUUGGGGAGUGCUUGAUGGAGUCUGAGAUGGAUUCUGAGAGCAACAGAAGAGUGCUGGCAAUGCAGAAAAAGUACAUUAGCUAUGACACACUGAAGAGAGAUAUGGUUCCGUGUGAUAGGCCUGGAGCUUCUUACUACAAUUGUCAUGCAAUGCGAGCAAAUCCUUAUAGUAGAGGCUGUGAGGUAAUUACUGCAUGUGCAAGAGGUCAAGCCAUCAAAACUUAAUACAUUACAAUGGAUGAUGAAGGAAGGAACGUGGGCCCAGUCUUUCUCAGUUCCUCCUUCUCUUUUGCCCUUUCUUUCAUCUAAUCCUGUUUUGUUUUUCUUAUGAGCUUUCCUCUGUAGUUAAGGUCAUGCUUUUACAUGUUUUCUGUUUUACUUCUAAACAUAUAUGACCAGCGUAUCUAUGAAAGUGUUUAAUUUUCCUUCCUAGCAGAUGUCACAUUUUCCUUGGCGUUAUCAUGCCUAGUUGAUCCUAAUACAAUUGAUAGAAAUUUGUUGCUACUA
Molecule: messenger RNA, 813 nt
Organism: Cajanus cajan (pigeon pea)
Lineage: Eukaryota; Viridiplantae; Streptophyta; Magnoliopsida; Fabales; Fabaceae
Product: protein RALF-like 24
Biological process (GO): calcium-mediated signaling
Cellular component (GO): plasmodesma
Source: RefSeq, a predicted model, not a curated record